CUUCCUGCAGAGCAUGAGCGGAUGUGUAACCGCACGCCGGGAGGCGACGCGUUGAGUCUUUCAGCGGAGCGUCGGAGCGUCCCGGGACCGAGCGGCGUCCAUGCCGUCAAGCAGCAUCCGGAAAUGCUUCGGAUAGCGUCCUCUGAGUCUGGUGAGUGAGGGGUUGUUCCUCCCAGGUUUGGCCUGAUCUCCACCAUGGCCAGGGAUCUCUUUAGCCCCCCAUCCCCUCUUGGGGAUUCCCUGCUUGACAGUCCGCUGUGUGGAGACCUGAUGGAGGAUCUUCGUGACAUCUCCCAGUCUAUUGGAGGCGACACUCUGGAAUUUGAUUUCCCGGUGUACCAGAGCACGGGCUCAGGGUCUGAGAGCUCCAUUGCACUGGACACCUUGACGCCAGCCUCCAGUCCGUUGUCGGGGGGGUGUGCGGCAGCCCCGAGUCCAGAGGAGAGCUUCGGCCCUCUCAACCUAGAGUGCCGGGUGUGCUCGGACAAGGCCUCGGGUUUCCACUACGGGGUGCAUGCCUGUGAGGGCUGCAAGGGUUUCUUCAGGAGGACCAUCAGGCUGAAGCUGGAGUAUGAUAAGUGUGAACGCAACUGCAAAAUCCAAAAGAAGAACCGCAACAAGUGCCAGUACUGCCGAUUCCACAAGUGCCUCUCUGCGGGCAUGUCCCACAAUGCCAUCCGGUUUGGUCGGAUGCCUCAGGCGGAGAAGCUGAAGCUAAAGGCAGAAUGCAAGAUGGUGGAGAAAGAGGUGGCAAGUCCCAUGCUGACCGACCACAAGACUCUGGUCGGGCAGAUCCACGAAGCCUACAUGAAGAACUUCAACAUGAACAAGGCGAAAGCCCGGCUUAUACUCACCGGAAAGACCAGCAAACCGCCUUUCAUCAUUCACGACAUGGAGACGUUCCAGCUGGCAGAGAGGACGUUAGCGGCCCAGGUGGUAAACGGUGACUGUCCGGAGCCCGAGAGUGGCCUUCAAGCUGGGGAGCUGGUUAUGGCCACAGGGUGUGGGGAACUCCAGCAGAGGGAGGCUGAAGCCAGGCUCUUCCACUGCUGCCAGAGCACCUCCGUGGAGACGGUCACAGAGCUGACUGAGUUCGCCAAGGCGGUGCCGGGUUUCCAAAACCUGGAUCUGAAUGACCAGGUGACUCUCUUGAAGUAUGGCGUUUAUGAAGCCCUCUUCACCCUCCUGGCCUCCUGCAUGAACAAAGACGGUCUCCUGGUGGCCCGUGGAGGAGGCUUCAUCACCCGAGAGUUCCUCAAAAGCCGCCGGCGGCCAUUUAGCGACAUGAUGGAGCCCAAAUUCCAGUUUGCCACACGCUUCAACUCCCUGGAGCUGGACGACAGUGACCUGGCCCUUUUCGUGGCUGCCAUUAUCUGCUGCGGAGAUCGCCCAGGCCUGGUGGAUGUGCCUCUUGUAGAGCAGCUGCAGGAAAGCAUUGUUCAGGCACUCGGGCUCCACCUGCUGGCCAACCACCCGGACGACAACUUCCUCUUCCCCAGACUGCUGCAGAAACUGGCAGACCUCCGGGAGCUGGUCACCGAGCAUGCUCAGUUGGUGCAGGAAAUCAAGACAACAGAGGACACGUCGCUGCACCCGCUCCUGCAAGAGAUAUACAGGGACAUGUACUGAGUACAUGGCACAGGGUCAUAAAUGGGGACAUUCAUUUGAAUAUUUAUGUACGCCACUCAAAACUGGUUGUCCAUAAAUAUUUACUGAUACUAUCAUGCACAUUACUGUACUGUAAGUAGCAUAUUGUGCAGCUCCUGAGGGUGCACACUGCUGUGAUCUGCAAUGAAAAGGCAGCUUUUGUAGGUGGCGUGGCUGCCUCGAUGAAAGAGGACACUGUGGGGAACAAACUUUUUGAUCUUACGCCAUAGAUGUGUAGAGAUAUUUUUUUAAUGCAUUGAUUUUGAGAGCACCCAAUUGUUACGGAUUGGUUCCUGGAUGCCAGUUUUUACUUUUACAGACUGAUCUAACGCUAAAUAGGACGUUGCAAGUUUGCAUAACAUUUAAAAUGGGUGUACACAUAUUAUAGAUACGCGGACAUGGCUGCUGCAGUCAUGCAUGCACUGAUGCUAAAUAUUAAUCUUGAACAUAAGUUGAAUCGUGGUAAAAGAAGCGAAAAAGUUAGAAGUUAUACCAUUUUAAUCCUUUAGGCAACUGAAAUGUUGGUUGUGCAAUAGGCAACUCGGUACCAAAAUAUUUAUAUUAUUUUGGAUAAUUAGUGCAUGUGAUGUGUUAAUUCAACUCUAUUGGGGUUAGGUUCAGCUUGGUCAUGUCCUUUCACUGUGUACACCUUAUUGAAAUCAGACAAGUAGCUGUUGAAGAAACUCCUGCAUCAGUAUUCACCAUGUGCCAUAAUGUUUCAAUGCUGGAGCUCAUAUUUCCUCUAUGCUGACCACACCUUAUACAUUUACCACACAACAAAACAAACAUCUGUUUAGUGUUGGAUCAGGGAAUGUUCUCACAUCAUGAAUCAUGAACAAGAAUGCAUUUUAAGUCUGCAAUGAACUAAAAUUACCCUUACUUCUACUUCUACUAUAAUAAUUUCAUGUGUCAUAUUUAUUUUAAUCCUUAACCUACUGCUAAAAAAAACAACACAACAUGACAGCACACCUUACCUAGGGGUUUUCUUGUACAAAUCCUGCAGUUAAGACUCAUUAUUGGCCAGUGAAUAUUUUGACCACAACACAAUAAUGGUAAGCUGGUUUAUGUGCUAUUUUGUAAAUAUAAAAAAGAAUGUGGUUGCCACAGUGAAAGUGUCUGCUGACAGUAAAACAGGCUUCAAAAAGAGGAGCUGGUUGCCUCAUUUGCUGUGUUACACUUCACCUCCUUUCUUGUCAGAAUGAAACUGUUUAUAUUUUGUACCAUGUAGUGUACAAUAAAAAUACCUUUGCCGUUUCAAUAAAAUUAAUUAUUUU
Cyclopterus lumpus (lumpfish) is the source of this 2921-nucleotide messenger RNA. RefSeq names its product peroxisome proliferator-activated receptor alpha-like. Gene Ontology annotation, biological process: regulation of lipid metabolic process; negative regulation of inflammatory response; positive regulation of transcription by RNA polymerase II. The coding region runs from base 196 to 1629 and encodes 477 amino acids. Gene Ontology annotation, molecular function: nuclear receptor activity; zinc ion binding; RNA polymerase II cis-regulatory region sequence-specific DNA binding. The transcript is spliced from 8 exons. The record is from RefSeq and is a predicted model, not a curated record. Gene Ontology annotation, cellular component: nucleus. NCBI's taxonomy places the organism in Eukaryota, Metazoa, Chordata, Actinopteri, Perciformes, Cyclopteridae.